AUGCAUAACUUCAAGACCAACAACUCGUCCCAGACGAUAGAACUUGCUUCAGACGUCGGUCUGGUGAGCGAUGACGUCAAACUCAUCUUCCAAGUGGUGAAUUUCGCCAUCAUCUGUGAGAUCAUCGACGUCUUCGGCACCGUCACCAACAUCAUCAACAUAAUCGUGUUUGUCAAGCUAGGAUUCAGUGACCCCGUCAAUGUCAGUCUGCUCGGUAUGAUGUACCUGACAGCUGGUUGGCCUCACGUGACCUUCACUCGUAUCACCGCCUGGAUCACAGCGUUCAUUACGUUCGAACGGUGUUUGUGUAUUGCCUUACCUCUGAAGGUGAAGAACAUUAUCACGCCAAAACGAGUGGUCAUCGUCAUCGUUUUCCUUUCCAUUACCCUUAUCACAAGUGUUUCCCCAGUUUAUUACGUGAACAGGAUCGGGCCCAAGUUUUCCCCAAUACGAAACAGAACAGUGAUAGGACUUCUUUUUACUGAAGAUCGCGAAGAAGUGGAAGCAAUUUCCUUCGCUGUGAACAACGUCAUCGUACCUUUCUGCGCCUUUUUCGUUGUCAUCGUCUGCACUGUGACCUUGGUCGUCAAGCUCCGUAGCAAAACAAAAUGGAGAAAGGAAACAGCCUCUGCGGGGAAAUCCGAUAAUUUCUCUAGUCGUGAUCAAAAAGUGACAAAAAUGGUGACGAUGAUUUCUACUUUGUUCAUCGUCUGCUUCACUCCUGUUUCUGUUAUGUUCAUUGGAAUGACCGUGGAGCCUGAACUUUCUGUAGACGGGCAAUAUCGUAACUUGUUCUUUAUUCUUUUUUCCUUUGGCUAUAUCCUUGAGUCUACAAAUUCUGCUCUGAACAUUUUCAUAUACUAUGAAAUGAGCUCUAAAUACCGAACUGUAUUCAAUCACACCUUUAGAAGAAAAUGUGCAAGCCAGGCAAAAGACAACGAGGCUUCAUCUGAUCUCUGA
Aplysia californica (California sea hare) is the source of this 960-nucleotide messenger RNA. RefSeq names its product allatostatin-A receptor-like. Gene Ontology annotation, biological process: G protein-coupled receptor signaling pathway. The coding region runs from base 1 to 960 and encodes 319 amino acids. The transcript has 3 exons. Gene Ontology annotation, cellular component: plasma membrane. Lineage: Eukaryota; Metazoa; Mollusca; Gastropoda; Aplysiida; Aplysiidae. Gene Ontology annotation, molecular function: G protein-coupled peptide receptor activity. The record is from RefSeq and is a predicted model, not a curated record.